This is a messenger RNA of Cryphonectria parasitica EP155, 936 nucleotides long. RefSeq lists its product as uncharacterized. The record is from RefSeq and is a predicted model, not a curated record. The transcript has 2 exons. The annotation marks the transcript as partial. Lineage: Eukaryota; Fungi; Ascomycota; Sordariomycetes; Diaporthales; Cryphonectriaceae.
GAGAUCCAUCCAGACACAAAGACGAUAGACACUGCCGUGGGGCCGUUGCCCAUCUCACCCUUUCUGGACCCAACCUGGCGCAAGGCAAGGGACCGCACUAAGAAGAAGACGCCACCCAAUAUGAAGAACUUUGGUCGCUUCCAGAAGUUCAUGAGCAUGAACGCAUGGGCACAGCUUCUGGCGCAACCUGUGAGAACAUGUCACAUUACGCGCACACGUCUGCCAAAACCUUUCCUGCAGGACUUUGGGCUCGUGAAGAGCCAGGAAGCCGAUGAGUUGUGGUGGAUUCCCGCAGAGUUCAACCAGGAGGCCGAGGAAGAUGCUCCGAUCGGGUCUGAAGAGGCCAUGAAGCAGGCAGAGAAUGACGAUAGUGGCGCUAUCAGCGAUGCUCCAGCUCAGACAAAGGGCAGGUUCUUCGCGCCAGCUCACACCCUCGCCAGACGGGACCUCCUGCUGGAGUUUCUCAAUAAAAAGAGCAAGUACAGCUCUGCUUACAUGAGGUUCUCAAUCAACCCAAGCAUUGCCGGACUGGUCCGAGCGGCAGCCUGGCGCGAGGACAUGGACGAAGUCAUCAGCAAUCAGCUGCGCCGCCAGAUUGUCGACCAACUCAUUUAUCUGUCUCAAUUAUGUGAGACUGGCGGUAGACGUUACCUCAAUGCGUUGGAUAUCGACCAAGCCCGAGCAGACUUAAGUCUCAGGAGAUCCUGUUUCCUGUCAUUAGGCAAUGAAGGAGACCCAUUUGACGUGAUAGAAACGGAGGGUGUGCCGCAAGGCGUUUGCCCAGUCUAUAACAUGCCAAAAUUACUCGGAUCCGAAAACGUGGACCGCCUGAGAACCGAGUCUGCCAUAUUCAAAGGUGCGGACUUGGUUCUCAUGAGAGGACGGCGGACAUACGAUUUGAACAAGCAGCUGUGGAGGCUUCAGGGCUUCCUGGCC